Messenger RNA from Diorhabda carinulata, 1258 nucleotides. RefSeq names its product venom allergen 5-like. Lineage: Eukaryota; Metazoa; Arthropoda; Insecta; Coleoptera; Chrysomelidae. The transcript is spliced from 6 exons. The record is from RefSeq and is a predicted model, not a curated record. Bases 95 to 1258 code for a protein of 387 amino acids. Gene Ontology annotation, cellular component: extracellular region.
UAUACGUCACGGUGUUUUACUUUCAGUGUAUUUGCUAACAUUUUCUUGUUCAUUAAAUCAACCUUCAGAUUAUCUUUCAAUUGGCAAUAUAAGGAUGUGGUACAAGAAUUUUACAAGGAAUGCGACUCCAAAAAAUCCUUAUUGUUCAAUUUGUUGUGUGGAUACAAGUAAGAAUAGUCUCACUAAAAUUUGUGGGAAGCACACAAUGUGUAUGUACCAAUCUGGACAAUAUGGAGCUGGAUGUAAGGGAGUUUUAGAUAUUCCUUUUCAACAACAAGAAAUUGAUGUUAUAGUAGAUGCGCACAAUACGCUGAGAAAUCGAAUAGCAUUAGGCCUGGAAGAAAGAGGGAACCCAGGUCCGCAGCCGCCAGCGUCAAACAUGAGAGAAAUUGAAUGGAACGACGAAUUAGCUGAUGUUGCUCAUCGAUGGGCGUUUCAGUGUGUAUACUCGCAUGAUAUUUGUAGGGAUUUAGAUAGAUUCCCAGUUGGACAAAACAUUGCGAGAGGAAGUUUUGCCACAAAUUACGAUAUUUCCUUUAUCGCUGGUUGGUAUGAUCAAGUGCAAUGGAUAAAUGAGCUUGAUCUUAAUACAUAUCAAAUAUCGUUAAUGAACUCAUUGCGUCACUUCACUCAGCUUGUUUGGGCAGAAACCUAUCAAGUCGGAUGCGCAAGAGUUUUAUUUCAACGAUACAACGGAGCUAAAACGGCAUACCGACAGCAUUUUAUAUGCAAUUAUGGGCCAACCGGAAACAUACCUGGUCAGCCAGUAUAUAAAAAAGGAAUUCCCUGCUCGAACUGUCCUAAGAAAACAUUUUGUAGUGAUCAAUAUACAGGAUUGUGUAGCAGAGGGCUUUUUUGGGAACUAAUUUGCAUUUUUAUUUCUUUUUACAUCGAAACCAGAGCCGAGACAUCAACAACAAAAAGAAUAAUGAGAACCUCAGAGAUGAAAACACUGCUAAUCAUCAAAGGAGUGAUGACAUACGAGAAGAAUUGGGCGUACAAGAUGUGGCUAUCAUGCUACCAUUGCGAAUUUAAUGUCAAUAAACUUAUUAGAGCCAACUGCAAGACAUAUUGUAAUAAGUAUAUUGGUAGAGACGAAUACGGUGAUGGAAGGGUAUUGAGUAUGUGGAAAGAGGCAUUGGAAAAAUGUAUUGCAUUUGUUUGGGAUAAUUGUGUUAGAUACACCGUCAAAAUAAUUGGAGACUGGUUUACUGGAGAACAAAAUUUGGUGAAUAUACGAGGUCUGGCUACUAAAUAA